CAUUUCUGUCCCCUAUAAUAAUAAAAAGUGCAUUUAACUGCUAACUUAAUGUUUAUUUCUGACGCAAGUUUUAAAUCACUUUUGUUGUCAUUGCUAUACUUUUAGACCACAAAAUAUUUUUCCAGCUAAAAUUGCCUUCUUAUAAACAAAAACCUAUAAUAAUAAUAAUAAUGAUAAUAAUAAUACUUGUUUAUUUAUAGGGCACUUUUCAAGCAAGAAGCACAAAGUGAUUUCCAGAGUUAGAAAAAUAAAAGACAAUGGCACAUAACCAUCAUAAAACAAACAAAACAGAGGUAAACAAUUACUGUUAAAAAAGUAAACUCACAAUAAAAUAAUUGAAAAUACAGAAAUUAGCAAUGUAAAUUGACAUCUUACAUUUUAAAUGGAUUAGCUGUUAAGAAAAGACAUUCUGAAAAAAAAGGGUAUUCAGAGAUUAUUGUCCUAGAACCAUAUGUGUAGGUAUAUUAAGGCCAUUUUAAUUCACCUUAAGGAUCUAGUUGUUUUUAAAGUGAGUAAUAUGAUGGGCUACAGCUUUAAAAAAAAUAUAUUUAAGAAAAUGUAGGUCCAGGAGAAUUUUUCAGACGGUCUAGUGGACAUUAAUAUAUAAAGUCCAUGAUUCUGACUCUGUCAAAUCUCCAAAACAAAAUUAAAACUUUCCACAUUUUUAUAGUAAUUGUUAAUGACAAUGUAGACAUUUAAAUGCUCAGAUUUGACUACAUUAAUUUACAUUUCCCCAUCCACAGCAGACAGGCUCCUUUAUAAAGAGGCUGGAAGUUUAUUUAGAAAUUUAGAUAAAUAUUUAAAUUUUGUACUAAUUUCAUAAAAUAACCUAAUGAGUAUAUGUUAGAUACAAAUAUUGCACAGUUCAAAUUUUCAAAGGAAGUAAUAUAAAUUAUUAUAAAUAUAAUAAUAGAAAUACACAUAAUAUAAUCAAAAUAUUUUUACCCCUUAUAAAUGUAAACAUGUUUUGUUUUUUAAUCCCCUCAACCCUGACAUUGUCUUCAUGUUUCUACCUAUUCCUUUCAACAAAGAAGUACCUUACCUUCAGUGAGAAUUGAUCCAGACCAGAUGGUAGUCUAUUCUCAUCCAAAGUUUUUAUGCAGACUAAAUUGUAGGAACAAUUUUCCUGAUGGUGGUGCUAUAGCAUCCAUCUUAAUCUUUCAUGUUUUGUGAGGAUGAAUUGUUUCAUUUUUAAACGCUCUAGCUUUCUAAAAUUCUACUCUCUUACUCUAACCUUUAUUACUGAACACAACCCAAAAAUCACCCUUUUUCCCCUCAUGAUUACUGAAACCCAACCCUAUUUUUGCUUGGAGCUAAAAAUCAACAUUGUUUUUCUAACAAUUACAAUCUGUCUCUAUUUGUUUGUGAUUACCGUAAGGGACAGAGAAAGAGAAAGAGACUAAAAGAAGCAAAGAAAACUGAAACCUUCUCACAGGGGCUGUAGGCUAUACAGUAAAAGCAGAGACAGACAUGAUGACAGUGAGGCUUAGUCAAAGAAACGAGGCAAAAGAACAUUAUAUAACUGAAAACACCUCUCCAAAAUAUUCAUUAUGGCUGCAACAAUUGCAGAAUUACCUUGCAUUGCCUGAAACCUCAGUUUUAAAACACAGUAGAAAGAACUGUCAUUCUGUUUUCAAGUAAGUUUAAAGUGUUCACAAGGUGUUGUUUUGAUAGUUUAUGCUAAAAAUAUAAAAAAUAAAUUAACACCUUUGGUAAAUCUUUACAUUUUUACCCAAACUUGGUGCCACUACCAGAAUAAGUUAUUACCUUAAAGGUGCAUAUUUUGAUGGAAAACGUUCAAAAGAAUCACCCUCCUACAACUGCACACUGACUUAUUGCAACAUAGUUAGUGAAAGUACAUGUGAGUGCUUGUACAGUGUGUGCGUGUGUGUGUGUGUGUGAGUGUGUGUGUUCAUAAGCACAACCCAUUUCAUGCCGUAGGAUGUGGUUUACCGAGUGCAACAACUUUAUGCCGGAAGCUCCACGGCUUCUAUCAACUUAUCAUCCACUGUUUUUUUUUGCGUGUCACUGCGAGGUACUCAGUCUCUCUCCAGAAGCCAAAAGCCACCAGUGUUUGUCAUCAUAGUGUCGUUCGUAGCUGUUACCAUGUUCCCCAGGGUGAUUUUGAAGGGGACUAUGAUUAAGAAAUCUCAACAAAAGAAGAGAACGUCACCGUGCAACUACAAGGAGAGGUUCUUUGUAUUGGACACUCAAGACCUGAAGUAUUCGGAACGCCGCCCCGGGAAAAAGCCCAUGCUGAAAGGUUGCAUCGAGCUGUCCAGAAUCAAGUGUGUGGAGAUUGUGUGUAGCGAUUACCCCAUACCAUGCAACUAUAAGUACCCUUUUCAGGUUUUUCACAACAACCACUACCUCUACGUUUUCGCCCCGGACAAUGAUUGCCGUCAGAGAUGGGUCAGAGCUCUUAAAGAGGAAACAAAGAGAAACAAUUUGGUUGCAAAAUACCACCCAAACUUCUGGAUGGAGGGAAAAUGGAAAUGCUGCCAACAAACAGAGAAGCUGGCAGCAGGUUGUCAUGUAUACGACCCAGUGGGUUAUGCUUCUAAAAAGCCACUUCCCCAACUCCCGGAUCCACAGAUGGAACUGCAUGAUGAAGGAGGGAGGACGGUCAUCGCUCUGCAGGACUACACACCGCUCGGAGACGACGACCUGCCCCUUCAGAAAGACCAGGAGUACACCCUGAUCAACAGCUCCCACUCUGAAUGGUGGGCCGUAAAGGAUAACAGGAGCAACACAGGCUUUGUACCCAGUACUUACGUAGCUAUAAAAUCUGGCAACAACUUUCAGAGAUUUGAAUGGUACAACAGAAACAUAACCAGAGGGAGAGCAGAGGAUUUGUUAAUGCAACAGGGAAAAGAAGGUGCAUUCAUGGUGCGUGACUCGAGACAGGCCGGAGUCUACACGGUGUCAGUCUUCACCAAAGCACCGGGGUCUAAUGGGGAGAAGAAUCCGAGAGUGAAACAUUACCAAAUUAGACAGACAGAAGCAGGAGAGGGCAGAUUUUACCUGGCAGAGAAAUACCUGUUUAGCACCAUUCCUGAGCUCAUUCAUUACCACCAGCACAAUGCUGCCGGCCUGAUAACGCGUCUGAGACACCCUGUGUCUCAGGAGGGAGGCUGCUCUCAGGACAUUGCCGAUCCCUUGAAAGCAGAUCAGUGGGAGGUGAACCCCGAGGAGCUGACCCUGGGUCAGGAGUUAGGCGUCGGCCAGUUUGGGGUGGUGCUGGAAGGGCGGUUGAGGGACAAGAAGGUGGCAGUGAAGAUGAUAAAAGAAGAGUGCAUGUCGGAUGAGGAAUUCAAAGAAGAGGCGCGAGUCAUGAUGAAAUUGUCCCAUUGUAAGCUGGUCCAGCUGUACGGCGUGCGCACCCAGUGCUCUCCCAUGUGUCUGGUGUUUGAGUUCAUGGACAAUGGCUGUCUGUCAGACUACCUGCGAGCCAGGAAAGGGCGUCUGUCUCAGGACCUGAUGCUGGGGAUGUGUCUGGACGUCAGUGAGGGGAUGGCUUACCUGGAGACCUCCAACUUCAUCCACAGAGAUCUGGCUGCCAGGAACUGUCUCGUUUCAAAGAGCAAUGAGGUGAAGGUAUCUGAUUUCGGUAUGACAAGAUUUGUGCUUGAUGAUCAGUACACGAGCUCCCAGUGCUCCAAGUUCCCUGUCAAGUGGUCGGCCCCGGAGGUCAUCAAGUACUGCAAGUUCAGCAGCAAGUCCGACGUCUGGUCAUUCGGUGUGCUCAUGUGGGAGGUGUACAACGAGGGCCGUCUUCCCUACGAGAACCGAACUAAUGCUCAAGUGGUGGAGUCCCUGAACACGGGCCUGAGGCUCCUGAAGCCACGCUUGGCCCCAGACGCCAUCCACCCGCUCAUGGAGUGGUGCUGGAAGGAGAAACCAGAAGAUCGUCCAUCCUUUGCUCUCCUCCUGCAUGAGCUGGCCUCCCUCUCAGACCUGUGAAGAUAAGAUCUGAAGUUGAUUAGAAUAGUUCUAUUUAUUUUAUUUAUUGAUUUAUUGAUUUAUUACCAAUUGCUUGUCAAAUGUUUUUCCAAUGUAAUUUUUUUGGUUAAGAUGAUUACAAAACACAAGACAGCUUCAAAUUCCUGGAUUUUGCACUUUAUCUGUUUCAUACCUUUAUAUGCAGUCUCUUUCUGAGAAGGCUCACACAGUCCAUUCAAAUGGCUACCAGCUGCUUACUGCUGGUUCAUGUUAAGGUUUCACAUAUUCUGUAAGGUCUCUGUACAUUAUACACAUGAGAUGAUUGUGCUGUUUAACUCACUGUAAAGGAUAAACCCUAUUUUCCCAUGUUUUUGUGUCUAAGUGACUGAUGGGGCAAUUCCAAUGUCAAGAAAAACUUUUUAUUUCUCUGUAGGAUCUUUUCCAUAACGUUGUCAGACACUUAUACUAACAAUCUGAGCCUUGUCAGUGGCAAAAACAAGCACUUGUUAGUGGACAUUCAUUGACGGUGCCAGGUUGCCC
Molecule: messenger RNA, 4482 nt
Organism: Sebastes umbrosus (honeycomb rockfish)
Lineage: Eukaryota; Metazoa; Chordata; Actinopteri; Perciformes; Sebastidae
Gene: itk
Product: IL2 inducible T cell kinase
Exons: 17
Coding region: 2107-3963 (618 amino acids)
Biological process (GO): adaptive immune response; T cell receptor signaling pathway; peptidyl-tyrosine autophosphorylation
Molecular function (GO): non-membrane spanning protein tyrosine kinase activity; ATP binding; protein binding
Source: RefSeq, a predicted model, not a curated record